Molecule: messenger RNA, 1889 nt
Organism: Melanotaenia boesemani (Boeseman's rainbowfish)
Lineage: Eukaryota; Metazoa; Chordata; Actinopteri; Atheriniformes; Melanotaeniidae
Gene: camk1gb
Product: calcium/calmodulin-dependent protein kinase IGb
Exons: 13
Coding region: 8-1471 (487 amino acids)
Biological process (GO): peptidyl-serine phosphorylation
Cellular component (GO): intracellular anatomical structure
Molecular function (GO): calcium/calmodulin-dependent protein kinase activity; calmodulin binding; ATP binding
Source: RefSeq, a predicted model, not a curated record
CGCAUCCAUGGCUGUAAUCUCCGACCUGACAGCGGUUAUUUGUUCUGUUCCAGACGAACUAAUCUGUCCAGACGCCGGUGAGCUUUUGGCAGGAGAGUCCGAGCAGAGCUCGUGCAGCGCAGAGUCUCUCGAAAUCCCUGCUGGAGCAGCUGCAGAAAUGGGUCGUCAGGAGUCCGACUUUAUCUGGAAGAAGAACACAGAAAACAUCCAGGAGGUUUUUGACCUAAUGGAAGAGUUGGGAACAGGGGCGUUCUCAGAGGUUUACAUGGUGAGGGAGAAGAAGACCGGAAAGACUUUUGCCAUGAAGUGUGUGAAGAAGAAGAAGAAGAGAGACAUCAACCUGGAGAAUGAGAUCGCCGUGCUGAGAAGGAUCAAACAUGAGAAUGUCAUUGGGAUGGAGGAUUUCUACGAAAGUCAAACUCAUUACUAUCUCAUCAUGCAGCUUGUUUCUGGUGGAGAACUCUUCGACCGGAUUCUGGACCGGGGGAUGUAUUCAGAGAAGGAUGCCAGCAGAGUGAUUCAGCAGGUGCUGCAGGCCGUCAGCUAUCUGCACCAAAACGGCAUCGUGCAUCGUGACCUGAAGCCGGAGAACAUCCUGUAUUACAGUCAGGACGAAGACUCCAAGAUCAUGAUCAGUGACUUUGGUCUGUCAAAGAUGGCCGACAAUGGGAUCAUGUCGACAGCUUGUGGCACUCCGGGAUAUGUCGCUCCUGAAGUUCUUGCACAGAAGCCAUACAGCAAGGCAGUAGACUGCUGGUCAAUUGGAGUUAUAGCCUACAUCUUACUCUGUGGAUACCCCCCUUUUUAUGAAGACACUGAAACCAGACUCUUUGCUAAGAUCAUGAAGGCUCAGUAUGAGUUUGACUCACCCUUCUGGGAUGAUAUAUCUGAAUCUGCAAAGGACUUUAUACGUAACAUGAUGCAGAAGAAUCCCAACAUGCGCUACACCACGGAGCAGGCGCUCAGACAUCCCUGGAUUAUUGGGAAGACUGCACGGAGCCAGGACAUCUACUAUUCUGUCAGCGUUCAGAUUCAGAAGAACUUUGCCCAGACCAAGUGGAAGCAAGCCUUCAAUGCUGCUGUGGCCAUCAACCACAUGAAGAAGCUGCACCAGGCCCACACGGAGCUGGUCCUGAGGCGGGCCAGCGUCCCGGACAUCAAAGUCGUUGACGUGUCCUCACCAACUAAAGUUCACAAAUGUCUCGAUGUGGACAAGUCACAGCCCAAGGAGACUGAUGUCAACGGGAACCUAAAGGUGACGCAUCACAUGACCCUGCCAUCAAGCCAUGUGGACCUGAAGAACCACUGCAACCCACUGAAGGCCAGUCAGAGCCAGGUGGGUGGACACCAUGCCCCCACCAUCGCUGAACAGGGAAAACACGUCUACCACUCAGAACCUGCCAACCUGAACGGGUACGCUAAAAACCAGAAUGGGAAGAUUUUACAGACGGGAGUUUGUUCCAUCAUGUGAAGGCUGCGUGAAGCUUUCCUGGAACAAAGAUUUUAUCGAUCAGAGCUGCUGAUUUUCUCCCAGCAUGCACCUGUCUGCGUCAGCAGAUCCUCGGGUCUGACAGUAAGAGGUGGUUGACCCUUUGAUGGAACCAACUGGUCUUCGUGGUUCAGUCCGUAGGACUUUUGUUUUGAAAAUAGUGCCUGAAACUUCCAACAACCAGACUGAAGCACACACACGUUUAACUCGCAUGCACGGCUCAACAUUCUAGACCAGACCUGUCAUUCAGAGGGGGAUAUGACGGGUCCGCUGACUCCUGGUCUGGAUUCUGGGCUGAGUGAGGAAGUCCCUGAUCUGGAUCCGCAUCCAGCUCAGUCCCUGAUCUCUCAUCUGAUUGCGGCUUUAGAUCCAGACCUCUGUUUAUCUUCUCUUUUUUUUU